Messenger RNA from Stylonychia lemnae, 3531 nucleotides. The record is from the annotation of a GenBank genome assembly. NCBI's taxonomy places the organism in Eukaryota, Ciliophora, Spirotrichea, Sporadotrichida, Oxytrichidae.
AUGAAUUCAAAUAUUGAUUGUUAAACAGUACCAGUGGGUGGCACCAGUUCUCGUUCUAACUUGGGCCUUUCCCCCCUAACUCACUAGUCUCAGCAUUCAGCUUCAACCUCAAAUACUUUGCAAAACCUGAACUCUCAACUUAGAGACAAAUCCCCUCACAGACAGCAUUAGUCUGCGAGUGGUAGUGGUCAUCAAUAAUAGAUUUCAACUUUCGAUUUAUUGCAAGAACAGAAAGAAAAACUUGAGUCCGAGAACUAUGAACUUAAGAGAACCUUACGAUUGAAAGAGUCAGAGCAUCAGAAAGUCAAGGCAGUUCUGGAGUAGCAAGUCCAACUGCUUUAGAUGCAGGUGAAUGAGAGUUUAGAGCGGGAGACUAAUCUCAAAAAAGUCACAGAGAAAAUGCUUAGUGCUUUCAACCCUUCUUCGACACCUAGUGCUACUUAGGCAAGUCAGCAAACUGAAAUGCUUAAGGAACUUUAGAUUCAGAACGACAUGUAUCAAAUGGAAAUAAAGGAAUCCAAGGCUCAUCACAAUGACUAGAUUAAAAACUUAGAGAGAACUCUUGAGGACACCAAACAUCAACUGCAGUAAAUUCAGCAGAAAAAUAAGAUGCUAGAGGAUAGAGUUGAAAAUCUUAAAUAUGACAAUGAACAUCUGAAUAUUGACUAAGUCCUCAAAAUAAAAGAACUGGAGUUGAAACUUGAGUAAAUGCUAGACGAAAAAGCCAGAUUGCACAAGGAAAUUGACAGCAAUCAACAUCGCUACAAGACAAGCAUUGAGUAUCUAAGCAACGAGAAAAAGAAGAUUAACCAUGAGUAAUUCAGAAUGUCACAGUUGCAGAAAAGUGACAGCAAGAAUACCAAGUCAAACACUAAAAAGAUCAAAGAUCUAGAAAGCGAACUUGAUAGAUUAAAGAACUAGCAAGAGCAGCUGAUCUCCGGAAUUAAGGUUUCUCAUGAAUCAGAAAAGAAACAGUUAGAACUUUAAAUCACAAGGUUGGAGAAGCUGAAUAAGCAACAAACAGAAGCCCAAAAAGUUUCACAGCACAAUAUCAGAGACUUUUCACCUUUAACGAGAAGUAUCAAUUAUAACCCAGCCUAAACCUAGCAAAUUCAGGAUGCGUCCAGUAAAUACUAAAAGGAGAUAGAGGAGUUAAAUGGAAGAAUUUCAAAUAUAAACAGUGAGUAUUCCAAGCUGAAGGCUGAUAAUUAGGAAAUCAUUAAGAAAGUUGAACAGUAUGAAAAAGAGAUGCAAUAAUAGAAGCACAAAUUAAAAAAGUCAAAAGAGGAAGUUUAAAGACUGAGAAAUAUAAACCAAUAGCAUCAAAUUCAGAACUAGCAAACUUAGUAUCAGAAUCAGCAGCUACAUAACUCCUACAACUAGUAGAAUAAUGGCAUUACUGGUAGUGCCAAGAGCGACAAGCAGCAAAGCAAGGACAUCUCAGAUAAAUACAAGAAGAAAAUCUAAAGCUUAAAGUCCUAGAUUUAGAAACUAGAACAGAAUGAGAAGAAAGUCAAGAAUAUGCUGAUUGAUAAGGAGAAUGAACAUGAAUAGGAGCUAAUUGAAAUAAAAAGAUUACUAAAUCUAGAGAGAAAGAGAGUCAAGGAGUUAUAAGAGUCCACACUGUAGUUCAAAUCAAGCUAUGAGAAGCUGCAGCAAGACAUAUUCUCCCAAGUAAAAGAAAAAGAUAAAAAGCUAAGUGUACUAAAUAAAACCAUUUGGGAUCUGCAAGCUCAAUUAAACUCUUAGACUCAUGGAUCUACCAUCAAUCCAAUUAAAACAUCUGGAAAUGGCGAUUAAGAUCGUGAUAUAAGAGCCUCAAAGACGAAUAGGAACUUAUUCAAUGAUUUUAGUCCUGAGGCACACAAAGAACUCAAUCAAGGUUUAAACACACAAUUCCUUCUUAACUUUAACGAGCAGCAUAUGGACAAGAAUGACAAUCUCAUUCAGUAAAUUCAAUUAGCAAAUAGGAUAUUAGAUUCAUGCUUGGAGAUUAUGUGUUUCUAUUGUAGGAAGACCUAUGACAACGGAAAGCUAUUCUUAAAUCAUCUUAAUAGAUGCUAGCCUUAGCAUGAGGAAAAUGGAAAUAAAAAUCACUUAAAGGAUAUUGUUACCGAGUAUUUAGACCAGUCUAGUGGAGCUGUAAGUAAGUCAAUGCAGAGAAUAGGCUCACAUAAAGGACCAAACAGCAUUCACAGCUCAUUAGCUUCCUUGAAGUAGCAUAAUCCCUUGUCCUCAGACCUCUACUAUAAUUAGAUUUUUGACUCAAAUGUCUCCUCAGUCUAAUUUUAGCAUUCACCUUCAGAAGAAAAUCUUGUCACUAACCCAUCUCAAUAAGAUCUGAUUCAAGCUAAGCAGAUCUCUCAGUCAUUCAACCAGAUGCAAUAAACUUCAUUCUAAAGAGAUGAGCUGCUUUCCAAAAAUACUCAAUUGAAUCAGAAGAUCGAAUUCUAAGACCAACUUAUUAGAAAGCUUGAGUAGCAGGUAAACCAGUUGAGAUAAGACAGAGAUACCAAGCAGAUAGAUCUGGACAAGUUAGAACUCGAGUUAAAGAGGACUAAAAUAGAGUUGGCAAUGUGCGAAGAAAGAAAGAGCGAGAGUGAGCAGUGCUAUAAAAAUGAGAUUAAGUACCUUAUUGAUAAACUUCUUAAAACUAAGAACAAACUUAUGAAGGAGAGGCAAGGUUUGCAUAAAAAGCUACUGGAAACUCAUACUAGUGAUUCAGAUGAUGAGAUAAGACCAUAAAGCAAUAGUUUUACCUCUACCUCAACGAACUAUAUUAAAAAUCUGAAAACAAGGCAAGCUCUCUAAAAUAAUAUACUCAAUAAUACAACCAAUUACAACCAGAAUGGACAGACAGUCUAAAUAGCUAAGUAUCUUCAAAUGAGCAACAAUGAGAAUGCUCUCAGGAUGUACAAUCAAUCUCAGAUUGAUAUCGCUGAGUAGCUCAAUAGAAGUGGUAAUCUUGGCAGAACUCAUGGCUAUAACAGAUCAAGUAAAUCUACAUCUAAACUUUUAAAUUAAAGUCAAAACGUCUAGAAUGCCUGCAAUAUCUCCUAAAUCAAUAAUCAGAGCAAUGCAAGCAAGCUAGACAGAAGCCAAAUUUUAAAUCAGAUGGAGUAAUAAGCCUUGAAAAUUAUCUCGGAGCAGCAUCGAAACACAAAUGAAGCUCUUAGAAAAAAUGAAAAGUCAGCUGAUAGGUAUCAAAUUCCAAUGAACAGAGUCAACAACAUAUAACAGUAUCAGCAUCAAUAGUAGCAGUAAUAGUAGUAGAAUCUGCGAGAUCAGCAAUAGCAAAUGCUGUUUAAUAAGAGCAGCAAGUUGAUGAUUAAUUUCAGAGAGGACACUAAUGUUAGUCUUAGGGAAAGGGAUAUUAAUUCAAUGAUGAAUAACAGCAACUAAAAUAACAACUACAAAAAGUAAGACUCACAAGGAUAUAAGGAAAAUAAGCAGUAAUAGCUAUAGAAACACCACCAGUUCAACACCUCCAGUGACAGCGAAAAUCUUAGUCCAUCUAAUUGGGAAUCCUGA